Messenger RNA from Rhinolophus ferrumequinum (greater horseshoe bat), 4164 nucleotides. RefSeq names its product spindlin family member 3 (gene SPIN3). Gene Ontology annotation, cellular component: nucleoplasm; cytosol. The transcript has a single exon. Bases 32 to 808 code for a protein of 258 amino acids. The record is from RefSeq and is a predicted model, not a curated record. Gene Ontology annotation, biological process: gamete generation; regulation of DNA-templated transcription. Lineage: Eukaryota; Metazoa; Chordata; Mammalia; Chiroptera; Rhinolophidae.
GGCCUGCUUUGCUACUGUGCUCCUCCCAGGCAUGAAGAUCCCAUUUGGAAAUGCGAUUGCAGGGCAGCGGUCCAGAAGAGGCGCAAGACAUGCCAGUGUGCCUGUUACCAUGAUAAAGAGAAAGGCUGCACACAAGAAGCAUAGGAGCCAACCCACCUCCCAGCCUCAGAGGAAUAUUGUGGGCUUCAGAAUUCGGCACAGAUGGAAAGACGGAGAUGGACCUCUAACAGAGUGGAAGGGAACCAUUCUGGAUCAGGUACCUGUAAAUCCCUCUCUGUAUCUUAUCAAAUAUGAUGGAUUUGACUGUGUUUAUGGAUUGGAACUGCACAGAGAUGAAAGAGUGUCAUCGCUUGAAGUCUUUCCUAAUAGAGUUGCAUCCUCUAGAAUCAGUGAUACAUACUUAACAGAAAUUAUGAUUGGCAAAGCAGUUGAACAUAUUUUUGAGACAGAGGAAGGUUCCAAAAAUGAAUGGAGGGGGAUGGUCUUAUCUCAGGCACCUGUCAUGAAAACAUGGUUUUACAUUACCUAUGAAAAAGAUCCUGUAUUAUAUAUGUACCAGCUCUUAGAUGAUUAUAAAGAUGGUGACCUACGCAUCCUUCCUGAUUCCAAUGACUCUCCUCCUGCAGAGAGGGAGGCAGGAGAAGUCGUAGACAACCUAGUAGGCAAACAGGUGGAAUAUGCCAAAGAUGAUGGCUCCAAGAGAACUGGCAUGGUCAUUCAUCAGGUUGAAGCAAAACCCUCUGUGUACUUCAUAAAAUUUAAUGACGAUUUCCAUAUCUAUGUCUAUGAUUUGGUAAAAACAUCUUAGAGGUCACCUUGAAAUUUGCCGAAUAUGUGAGACUAUUUGUAAAAUCUGUUCACACACAAAGUCUUGAUUGCUUUUUCCAAUAUGUAAGAACCAUCUUCUCCCUUUCUGCACACUUUUGCCUGGUCAAAAAAAAAGGAAAUUCUACCUUGUCAUUUUGCAAGAAACCUUUUGCCUUUCUCUCCAACCUUUUUACUGGUUCCUUCCCACAGGAGAAUGAUUGAUUUAUCUAAUUAGUGAGAAGGGUAAAAUCUGACAUUCAUUGGCCCACACUUUUAUCUUGGGUGGUGUUGAUAGGUUAAACGUAGCUGAGCACCUGUUGCCUCAUUCUUUGCCUCUUUUGGGCACUUGGACUCUCUGUACUCAUUGAACUGGGACUCUUCCUGAGAUAUUCAGUAUGACUGGCUGGGUAAGUGUCUUUGCAACCUUAACUGUUCCCCACAGAUGGCUUCAAAGGUCUAAUUUGGGGAAGAGUGGGAAGCCCAUUUUGGUCUCCUGUCCAAGUUGCAUUUUCAAUUCUAACUGUACUGAAAGUAAGACUAACAUUUUUCUCCCUUUCUGAUUCUUAUACCUAUAUUGCUCAACUUGUUUCAAAAUUAAGAGGGUAAUUACUUUUCAUUGUCAUACAUAAGCAUAGGCUGAGGAUCUUAUGAAAUCGAUAAGAGGGCAAGCAUUUGGGAACCAAACUCCAAGUGGAGAAAUCAAGGUUGGUCAUCAAUGGCAUUAGGAUCUCUGUUGUCUUCAGUAUCUCUGGGUAGUACCUGAAAAUAUGGAGUGGGUUUUUUAAAAUUAUGUUUUCAGUUACAGUUAACAUUCAGUAUUAUUUUAUAUUAAUUUCAAGUGUACAGCAUAGUGGUCAGACAUUUGCAUAAUUUAUGCAGUGAUCCCACGGAUUAGUCUAGUACCCACCUGACAUACAUAGCUGUUGCAACAUUAUUAACUAUGUUCUCUAUGCUGUACUUUACAUCCCCAGGAAUGGGUUUUAACAGAUGCAGGCUGUGCAGGCCGACUUUAUCAUAAGUGGGCCUUGCCAGCCCAAUCAAGCAUUAAGCCAGGCUCUAGCUACAGUUCUCAGUCAUAGGGUAAAACCUGGGUUUAGCAAGGGUUGUCAGGACUUUCCAUGACCUCAAAAUGAAAGGGCAAAAAUUUGGAAUCAGGCUGAGGUACAGGUUUUUUUUUUCUAUACCAAGAGAGACUCUGAGAAAUUUUAGUGAGGUUUUAGAUUUGGGUGUGUUUUUUUGGGGGGGGACUUCCGAGUCCCAACAGAUGAGGUGGGCAAGGCACUUGCUAGAAUAAAGGCUGAAAGUAGGCUUUACUUCCUUGUAGGAACUGGUGGGCCCAUCUACUGUGGUACCCUAGCAGAACCGUGGAACACAUAGAUUAGAAUCAGUGCUAGAUGAUCAAUAGGCUUAAUGUUUUAAGUGCUUUCUGCUGGCAUUAACAAAUGGAAAUCUAGAUGCUUGUUAAUGUUUUGUUUUUCAGUUUUAUCCUAUUUGUUGUCUGGUCCUAAGAUACUCAUAUGUGCAGAUAAGAGUGAGCCCUAUUGCAGCAGAAAAAUAAGUAAUGGAAUGGAUAUUAUACCUUCCAUUAUUGAAGGCAUUGGUGAAGAUUAACCAAAGCCUAAGAAAGAAUGGUUGAAAAAUAAGGUUUUGGAGAGAAGCACCUGGCAAAAGCCAAUGGUUUCUCAUUGGGUUUCUGUAGAGGCUCCAUUAGCAGUAACAGGCUUUGGAGUUCUGCCAAUUUGGGGCUGGGACUUAUGGCAGUACAAUCAAACACUUGGGAAAGAUCUCCCAAAUUAGUUUAAGUUCACAGGUCAUGGAUUCCAGACUGCUUGCACAGACAGACUGGCAUCCUGCUGAGGAUGAAACCAAGAAAACAUUCUUUUCUCCCAUGUUUUCUCUGUCUACUUUUCUUCCUUUUUAUACCACUAAGUCUCUGCUCAAAUAUUUGACUGACAACAGCAAUGGAGGUUUGUAUUACCCUAUGUACUAAGUCCUGGGGACAUAAAUUUGCUUGGGAUAUAUGUUCUAGUGGCUGGGAAUUAGUGUGCUUUCCAAUUUUGGGGGUAUGAGAAUAAUACUGUAAUAAUCUUUUGUCCUGUUGAUACUGUGGACUCUUAAAAAUGUAUAACACGCAGUUGUGGCGUUAGAUUAAUUCAGCUUCUAAAGUCCGGGGGGAACUACACCCAAUCAAGAGGAAGAUAGCCCAGGCUGCAGCUGCUGAAGGAACUCCAUAUCUGUCCAGACAUCUUCGUGAGAUUUGUAUGGCUAAAAUGAGAAAACAAGAAAUUAGGAAAGACAAAAUUUUGGACUUUAAUUGCUUUGGAGUUUAAAAUAGAAAUUUAACUUGCAGCAUUCAUUUCUCCCUUGGAGUUUAAUAGUUGGUGUGGGUUUCAUAUAGUUCAAUUUGAGGAAUUUCCAUUAUGUUGUUGAUAUUGUAAUUUUUUGAGUAUUUUAACGUGCUAUCUUUGGGGAUCAUUGUGUAAUCUUUGUAAGCUGAGUAAUAUAGUGUGUCUGGACAUAAUUGUAAAUUGGGGAUAAAAUAGUGAGUGAAUUUUCAGCCUGGGGUAUAAUGUAUUCUAACUUAUUACAGAGCCUUCUAGGGUCAAAAACAGAACUGUUCACCAGUCUUCCACAGGUGGAAGCAGGACAUUCCUAAGAUACUACUGGUCUCCCAUGAAGGGGACAUCCAAGUCCUUUUUGUUAACCAUGGUUUUGGGUGUUAACCACUGUUGCUUAAGAGAACAAAAAUUGCCAAGGGUAUGAUGGGAUCUAUCUUCUGCCUCUCUCCAUGUUCCUGGUUGAAGAAAAAAAAAAAGGAUUUCACCUCUCAAAAAUAUUUAGAAGGAAACCUCUACCCAUCUCCACUUGCCACUCAUUCAGUCUUCCAUAUGGGAAGAGGAAUAAAUAACUUGGUGAAAUUGAGAAAGGGUUAUUAUGGAUAAGCAGCCUAGGCCCUCUUUGAUUCUCGAGCUCAUUCCUCACAGCAAAAUAUGGGAAAGACUGCAGUCCUUUACUACAUGGCUGGGUAAAUGUCCACUUUAGACUUGUGAUAGAAGUACAUUUCAAGCUCAGGUCUAAACCACGUUAUCCAGUCCAGAUCUAUCAGCAAUAAAGCGGGUAUCUGUUUUUAUUCUUUUUAAAAUUUUAAUAUGUAAAUUGUUUUUGGAAAAAAACUCAUACCUCUGGUAAAAAUAAAACAGUACUAGAGGGUAUACAGUAAAACGUAGGUCUCCUUUCCUCCUUCCCACCCUGACCUCAAUCCCUCUGUCCCACUUUCCAAAAAUAACCACUGUUACCAGUUACUAUGUAUUCUUGCAAAGAUAAUCCAUGUAUUUACAAGCAUAAUUUGUAUGUGUG